AUGAGGGUUUUUCUGAACUUGAGCUUUGGAGGUGGAGGUCACACCAAAGCCAUCCUGAGGGCCUCUCCUGAAGUGACAGUAGUGGCCCUAGACCGAGACCCCACAGCAUUCAGCUUAGCUCAACAGCUGGCCAAGGAACACAGAACAGAGGCCCACGGCCCCAGUGUGAGGGAGAUGCUGCCUCCCACUGAGGUUCCGUCAGUGAAAGAGAGCAUCGGAGUCUCCUCAGCGUGUAGGGGAAGUGGCCGGGUGCAACCGUUGCUCAGGCGUUUCGGUGAGCUGGGAGCCCUGCUGUCUAGACUGAGGUUUCAGCCAGGUAGUGUGGAUGCUGUUCUUCUGGAUACUGGCUGCUCCUCCAUGCAGAUGGUUCCCGAGAGAGGCUUCUCCCUCAGUAAGGAUGGCCCUCUGGACAUGAGGAUGGAUGCAGAUAGGUACCCCGACAUGCCCUGCGCUGCUGACGUUGUGAACGCCUUAGAUCAACAGGCGCUUGCGUCCAUCCUCACUGCCUAUGGGGAGGAAAGGCACACCAGGAAAAUAGCCUCGGCCAUGGUGGAGGCACGCAGUGUCUACCCCAUCACCCGGACACAGCAGCUGGCCAGCGUGGUGGCAGGAUCUUUUGCUGCCAGCGCUCUCUAUGCCCGCAAAGAUCGGCUUCAGCGACCCUCACACGUUGCCACCAAGACAUUUCAGGCGCUGCGUAUGUUUGUCAAUGAUGAGCUGAAUGAACUGCAUGCUGGACUCUGCACUGCUCAGACAGUGCUUAAACCUGGCGGCCGCCUCUGUGUGCUGACCUUCCAUUCACUAGAGGACCGCUUGGUAAAGCGUUUUCUCCAUGGAGAGGAUGUAGGUGCCCCACAGCGCCGGAGUGUCCAUCAGAGAGUCCAGCGAUGGGAGGAAGAGGAGGAGGAGGAAGAAGAGAAGGGUGGGGAAAAGGACAGUGGUCACUGGGUUGACCUGCAGAGAGGGGUGCUGAUGCCACAGUCAGAAGACAUACUGGAGAACCCAUGGGGACGCUCAGCCAAACUCAGGGCAGCAUUCAAACAAUAACCCUCUGGAACGUGGCCUCAACCUGCACCAAUUAAAUCCUUGUUGUUUAACUAGACUAUAGAACCACCAGGCUGGUCUUCGUCAGACACGACCAUACUGAUCAUAUCCAGGCACAGUCUCACUGGUGUCGGUUGGGUGACAUACAGAACAAGUGCCUUGUUAAUGGUGGAACGCUGAGGCUGAAUGGUAUUUAACUGCCAUGCACGAACAGUCAACAAUCGAUGUAGGCAUGUGCUCCUUAGUUAAUAUUAUACUGUGUGUUGCUACUGAGUAUUUAUUUAAUUUAGUUUAAGUGACUUGUGCACACUACUUGAAUAUAGGAAACACAAUUGUGCUGAAGCCUAAGUUGAAGAUAUCAAAGGUUAAGACAAGGAUUCUAAUAUCCCAUAACUAUUUGCAUAAAUGAGAAAGAAUUAGAAAAGCAAAGGGGCCAGCUAUGCUAGUUAGCAAUGGCACUUGUCCCAUGAAUCUGUUUAUUAUUCGAAAGAUUCUUAUCUGGGUAUCUUCAACCUAGGCUGAAGCCAGAGACACGGAAGACAAAACGUCUCUCUCACUCUCUCACUCACUCACUCAAUUUGUACUGCAUUACUUUAUGGCUGAGCUGACACAGUUGCAUACAGUAACAGUUCUGCCUUGAAUUCUGAGUUUCCUCAGUUCUCCCCGUUGGCUGAACCCAUAAUGUUUUUGCUCUCUUGACUAAUUAAUUAAUCAGAACAAUGUUGCCUCCAACCGACUGAUGAGUAUCCAGAUCAACGGAUGUAGGCACUAACCUCCCUCACUGAUGUCUGUAUACUCCAGCAAUGAGAUGACAACUUCCUUGGUAGUUUUGGCUGAAUGUGUACUGCACUGCACGAAUCAGUAAUGUCUUUAAAUACCAAGUGACUCAAGUGUCACAAGUGGCGGUGAAUGAGAGGAUGACUGUUUCAUUCAUGAGCCUUCUCCAACUGUUAACAGAUGAGGUGUUUUGAUCUGUACUAUUGGACUUUGUCUAUUUGUAAUUGCUCCAUCAAGAGGAUCAACACUUUUCUUCCCCUCUGCCUCAUUCUGUACACUCUAAAUAUACACUUCUUGUUACCUUGGAAACUAAACAGCACAAGUAACAUUUAACUUUGUCUAAAUGUGUUUGCUGUUUUAAAAUAUCUGCGAAACGAUGCCGUAUGUAGAAUUUUUACGCCCCUCCCUUUGAGGUCAGUCGACGUCACGCAGUCGUCAUGGUUAUUUGAAUUCAAUUUGAAAUAAGAAUGGUAAUCCUGUUUGAUCUGUUCUUUAAUGGAUGGCCCAAGGGUUCUAAGCCCCUUACUCUGUAGACCCCCAUUCAUCCCCUCUAAUCAGGAAUGAUUCAGACGUGGAACACCUGGUGUGUGGAAUCUGAAUUCAAAACUCAAAAUGUGACUUUUUCCCUUUGAUGACCACAAUAUAACUGUGACUCAUAAUCGUGCAACUGGUGACAAUUCCAACCAUAAAUUCUUCUCUAGAUAUCCGCCAGCACCUGGACACAUCAUCUGCCUUUUCCUUCCUGUACACCCUCUCUGCCACCUGACCAAAUUAAAGCUUUCUUCAGUUCUCCAAAGUUUGUCUAACUUUAACCAAUUUAACAAACUUAGCUUUGUUUCUCCCCAUUUCUCAUAACGUGUGUCACCUUUUGUCUUUUACUAGUAAGGAAUGACCCCUGCUAAACACGUUGCAAAUUCCACAUUCUUCUUUACACUCAAAUCUAUCAACAAGUCUUUUGUAAUUACCUACAGUGGCUUGUGAAAGUAUUCACCCCCCUUGACAUUUUUCCUAUUUUGUUGCCUUACAACCUGGAAU
This is a messenger RNA of Oncorhynchus keta (chum salmon), 2856 nucleotides long. Its product is annotated as 12S rRNA N4-methylcytidine methyltransferase-like. Gene Ontology annotation, molecular function: rRNA (cytosine-N4-)-methyltransferase activity. Gene Ontology annotation, biological process: rRNA base methylation. The record is from RefSeq and is a predicted model, not a curated record. NCBI's taxonomy places the organism in Eukaryota, Metazoa, Chordata, Actinopteri, Salmoniformes, Salmonidae.